AGUGUAGGCGUCCACAAAUCGAGUUGGUGCACGGUUCUGCCUGCCGAGGAUCCCCACACCGAUCCGCCCCACCCUCCUCCCCACCGCUCUCAUCUGCUCCGCCAUCAACGCCCUCAUCUGCUCCGCCAUCAACGCCCGUCUCCAAUAGUGGAAGGUGGCCGAGGAUCCGUGCCAUCAACGCCCGCCAUCGGACCUGUACGCGAUACCAGCAACGCCGUCAUGGAAGGUUGUCGAGGCCGCCAUCAAAGCCAUCCUCCCCACGCCAUUGAUGGCGCACGCGGCAAAACCGCACACCUCCUCCCCACGCCGAAUCUCCUACCGUUUCAACUGAAGCAGCACCGACGCCUGGUAGCAGUGUGGUUGCUGGUGAAAGCACCAGCUGACAAGGGGAAAAUGGAGCACACAACUGCUGCUGUGAGUAGUGUGAGGUGGGUUUGUAGGAGCAGAUGCAAAGCUACUGCCCGUAGCUCAUGGGAAGCCAUGGUGACAGCUAACUUUGGUCUUUGGCUGGCAAAUACUUGCUGCAGAGCUCCUGAUUAUGGUUCACAAGGUGAAGUGAUGCUUACUUUUGCGGAAAAUGGAUCCUCAAAAGUUGGAGUCAGAUUUGAUAAACAGAUCCCUGGGGCCAUUGAUCUUGGAGGCAGUUGUGAGCUUGAUCAUGGCCUAUUAUGUUCAGUUGAUUCUCUAUGCCUCGAUGGUCCAGGAUGGGAAGAUAGAGCCAAACAUUCAUUUGAUGUUGUGUUUGAGUUUGCCUCUGAAGAAAGUCAACAGGUGCCUGUAAUCCUGUUUGUGAAGGAUGUUGAGAAAAUAUGUGGAAAUAAUUACACCUACCAUGGUCUAAAGAAUAAGCUUGAAAGUUUCCCAGCUGGAGUUUUAUUGUUGGGUCCCAGAUUCAGACAGAUGCUCGGAAAGAUAAGUCAAACAAUGGGUCUCCUUGGCUCAAGUUCUCAUACAGCCAAGCAGCAAUACUUGACCUUGCAUUUCAGGAGCUUUCUGAGGCCACGGGAACCAGAAGACCAUAUCGUCCAAGUUAAUAUUGCUGCCAGCAAUUUAUGAAGCGCAUCCGAGGGACUUGUAUUUAUUUUAUGUAAAGUUUAAUGGAAUACUUGUUCCUCUAUUUAUUUUGUGUACUUAGUACACUGGCAUGCCCGUAUUUUUUUUCUCCCACGUGAAAAAGAUGUUUGUAAUUUUCUCUCGAAACACUGGCCUACUGAAGUUCCUUGACAAGUUUUACAACAAGGCUGACCUACCUUGGGUUCAUUUAACCUAGAAAUGUCUUUACAAGACUAGCAAGCCUCCUCAUGCUAAUGCUAGGAGUCAAGUGGGAUCCUUCUGGUGGAGAGAGAUAUCAUGAAUCUCUCUGAGAAAUACUUCAUGCGCUUGCAACAUGUAAUGUUCAUAAGGGGGGCACUGCAGUUCUUUUCUGGCAAGACUUAUGAACUUGGGUGUUCUGCAGUGCAUGGACUCAUCCUCGCUUUUCUCCUUUGCAAGAAACCAAACCCUGCCAGUCAAGGCUUUCCUGGCAAAUACACAAAAUAGGAAAUUCAUUUUUCCUCUUUCAGUGACUGCAGCUGAACAACUCUUACAACUGUAGUAGGAACUUAAUCACUUGGAUCUCAAUGCACAAAAUGAAUGAUCAGUGGACUUAUAUUUGGGGAUCUGCAAUUUUCUCUUUAAAAAAGGCAUACACUCA
Messenger RNA from Zea mays, 1693 nucleotides. RefSeq lists its product as uncharacterized. Lineage: Eukaryota; Viridiplantae; Streptophyta; Magnoliopsida; Poales; Poaceae. The record is from RefSeq and is a predicted model, not a curated record. The coding region runs from base 220 to 1056 and encodes 278 amino acids. The transcript is spliced from 6 exons.